This is a messenger RNA of Solanum verrucosum, 1044 nucleotides long. RefSeq lists its product as uncharacterized. The coding region runs from base 8 to 1033 and encodes 341 amino acids. The transcript has 4 exons. The record is from RefSeq and is a predicted model, not a curated record. NCBI's taxonomy places the organism in Eukaryota, Viridiplantae, Streptophyta, Magnoliopsida, Solanales, Solanaceae.
GAUCGUGAUGAAGAGAGUUGUACUAUUGGCUUUACCGGUUGUACUUUUAUCGUUAAUUUAUCGAGCUAUUGUCCCCCCUCCUCCAAGAAGUUGUAGUACUGCUGGUGUUCCAUCACAAACACCAAAAAUCAAGCUAAGAGAUGGAAGAAAUUUGGUGUACAAAGAAUAUGGUGUGCCAAAAAAUAUUGCUAAGUAUAAUGUUAUAUAUGUUCAUAGCUUUGGUGGUAGCAAAUUUGAAGCUUCACUUAUAAUUCCGCAAGCAAUUGAAGAACUAGGGGUAUAUUUUGUAUCAUUUGAUAGACCAGGUUAUGGUAAAAGUGAUCCUCAUCCAAAAAGAAGUUUUAAAAGUUUAGCUCUUGAUAUUGAAGAAGUUGCUGAUCAAUUGGAACUUGGAAAUAAAUUCUAUGUUAUUGGAUUUGCAAUGGGUGCACACUUCGUUUGGGGUUGCCUUAAGUACAUACCUCAUAGAUUAGCAGGAGCUGCAUUAUUAGCACCAGCAAUUAAUUAUUGGUGGCCAGGAUUUCCAUCAAAUUUAACUAAAGAAGCUUAUGAUAAACAAUUAAUUAGAGAUCAAUGGGUUUAUAAAGUUGCAUAUUAUGCCCCAUGGCUUAUGUAUUGGUGGAAUACACAACAAUAUUUUCCUGGAUUUAGUGUUAUUACUGGGGAAUUUAAAUUGUCUCAAAAAGAUCUCAAAAUUGCCUAUUCACUUGAUGAGAUGCAACUUCAGCAGGCAUAUGUUACACAACAAGGAGAAUUUGAGUCACUCCAUAGAGACCUAAUUAUUGGUUUUGGUAAACCUGAAUUUGAUCCAAUGGAUAUGAAAAAUCCAUUUUAUAAUAAUGAUGGCAAUAUACAUUUAUGGCAUGGAGUUGAAGAUGGAAUUGUGUCUGUUAAAUUACAAAACUAUAUUGCAAAAAAAAAUCCAUGGAUAAAUUAUCAUGAAUUACAAGAUGCUGGACACUUGUUUCCUUGUGGUGAUGAUAGUAUAAAAUAUGAUAUAUGGAAGGCACUAUUGAAUCAUGAGAAAAAAUAAUUGAUUGUAAU